Solanum pennellii is the source of this 876-nucleotide messenger RNA. RefSeq lists its product as uncharacterized. NCBI's taxonomy places the organism in Eukaryota, Viridiplantae, Streptophyta, Magnoliopsida, Solanales, Solanaceae. The transcript is spliced from 5 exons. The record is from RefSeq and is a predicted model, not a curated record. Bases 1 to 876 code for a protein of 291 amino acids.
AUGAGGGAGUGUCACCUUAGAGGUAGUGCAGGUGGUAUCGCACAGCCUACUGGGUCCGUUGCUGGUUCAUCUUUUUCUGUGGCUAUGCGCCCUACGGGGCAGGGUAUUCAGGCGCCAGAAGGCCGUGGUAGAGGACGUGGUGGAGCUUCCAGUUCUAGCGGUCCCUCGAACCGUAUAUAUGCUUUGACUAAUAGGCAAGAUCAGGAGGCGUCACCUAAUGUGAUCACAGGUAUAUUAUCACUAUUCUCCCAAAGUGUGUAUGCAUUGAUAGACCCAGGUUCCACCUUAUCAUUUAUAUCGCCCUUUGUUGCUAGUAGGAUCGGAAUAGAGUCUGAGUUGAUAGAACCAUUUGAGAGGAAAGAUAGUUCGAUUUCAAUUUCCAGGGGAACCGAUUAUAGAGUGGAAAGGGAGUACAGUAUCGCCAAAAGGCAGCUGAACAAAGUAACAGUAAAGAACAGGUAUCCCCUCCCAAGGAUUGACGAUCUAUUUGACCAGUUGCAGGGUGCAAAGUGUUUUUCAAAGAUAGAUUUGCGGUCAGACGAUAUUCUGGUCUAUUCACGUUCAGAAGAGGAGCAUGCAGACCAUUUAAGGACGGUACUUAGGGUGCUUCAGCACCAGAAGUUGUAUGCUAAGUUUUCUAAGUGUGAGUUCUGGUUGACUUCAGUGGCAUUCUUGGGGCAUAUUAUUGGAGCUGAUGGAUAUUACAGGAGAUUCGUAGAAAAGUUUGCCUCAAUUUCAGCGCCUUUGACAAGGCUAACUCAAAAGGCAGCCAAGUGGACUGAUGCUUGUGAGCGAAGCUUCCAUCUAUUGAAAGACAAAUUGACUAAAGCUCAAGUCCUAACUCUUCCGGAGGGACCAGACGGCUAUGUUAUUUAA